Messenger RNA from Mya arenaria, 2004 nucleotides. RefSeq lists its product as uncharacterized. Lineage: Eukaryota; Metazoa; Mollusca; Bivalvia; Myida; Myidae. The record is from RefSeq and is a predicted model, not a curated record. The transcript is spliced from 2 exons. Gene Ontology annotation, molecular function: zinc ion binding. The coding region runs from base 1 to 2004 and encodes 667 amino acids.
AUGGCGACGGCGGACAGCUCAGGUGACAUUUUGUCACAAAAGGACGAUGAGCUAUGUUGUGAACCAUGUUUAAAUGAUGGACAGAGUCGGAAUGUUGAAGGUUUUUGCAUGGAGUGCAAUGAAUAUCUGUGUCAUUUAUGUCUGGAUGUGCACAGGAAACUGCGUAUGUUAAAAACCCAUCAUGUUAAAAGAGGAGAAGAUAUACCAGUACAGAAGCCAAACCAAUAUCCUGAAGAAAUCAGCUGUAGUUUUCAUACUGACGAGAAAAUAACAUCUUACUGUCAGUCACACCAGCAACUAUGUUGUGACCAGUGUGUGAUUCUUGGGCAUAAAGUUUGCAUUGGUUUGAAACAUAUAGGCGACUUUUUUAAAGAGUUUUCGGAAAGCAAAGACUUUCAAACGGACUUUGAGAACCUAAAGAGUUUACAAUCCACCUACACCGGGAAAAUGAACGAAGCCAAAAGAAGUCUUGAAGAGGUUGACCUUUAUUACAACAACACAAUGGAGACGUUUAAAGCUGAACUUGACAAAAUCAAGAUAGCAGACAUAGAGAAGUUAAGGGCUAUUGUCACUUCAUACGAAUGUGUUCUUUGUCAGCUGACUGCCUGGUUACAAGAGAUCGACACAUGUUCGAAAAACAAACAGAACAGAGAACUCGCCAUCCAUAUGUUGAGAAUAAAAAGAGAAGCAGCUGCGAUUAAAGACAAUGUUCAAAUGUUAUGUACUGACGACAGUAUUGUCAGAUAUGGCUUUACAACAGAUAAAACAUCACUGCUUCGUCUAGUCAAGGCACCAUAUCUUGUUAAGGCAAUAGAUAUUAAGCAUAAAAGUGACGAAAAGACAUGUACGAUUGCAGACAUUGCACUGUUAAGAGAAAACCUCAUCUUUAUAACAGACAACAACAAUUCAAGUCUUAAGCUAUUUGAUACCGAUUUGGAUACUCUUGUUUCCUACGUAAAACUACCGUACGAACCCUGGCAAAUAUCAGUUACAGGGAAAGGUGAAGCUUAUGUGGCACUUUAUGGCCUACCUAAAAUACUCCACUUUAAGUUGCCAGCAACAGAUCUCACUACGUUCAGUGUGAUUAACCUAGACGCCAAGUUUUACGCCGUAGAAUGUUUCAUAAAAACCCUGAAGGUACCGUGUUUGUCUCCGGCAAGAAUCAUUGAAGUAGAUGGAAAUGGAAAGCUUGUCGGAGUUGUUAACAGCGAUUUAAGCAAAGAAGCAACCGAGAAGGGAGAACAAUUUGUCAUCAACCCGUGCUGGUCAACACAGGAUCCAGCUAAUGGUUCGAUGUACCUUUCAUGUGAUAGAAAAAAUUCAAUAACAGAAAUAACAACAGACGGCAAGGUAAAGCUCAUUGUGAAGUCAGACAAGCUGGAUUCCCCCCAAGGCUUUUGCAUGGAUACUGAUGGUUCUUUCCUUGUAUGUAGUAUAAAUGGGGAUGUGUUCAGGUCUCCCGCGACAGACCUUACCAUGUUUCGGGAGAUUGAAGUAGACGGUAAAUGUUACACCGUAGAAUGUUUCAACAAAACCCUGAAAGUUCAAUGUAUGUCUCCAAUCAAAACUAUUGAAGUAGAUGGAGAUGGAAAACAAGUCAGAGUUAUCAACAACGACUUAAGAAAGGAAACUACAGGGAACGGAGUACAGUUUAUUUUAACUCCACAGUGGUCAACACAAGAUCCAGCAAAUGGUUCGAUGUACAUAUCAUGUAAUAGCAAACAAUCAAUAACAGAAAUUAAAAGUAACGACAAUGUUGUUACGUUACUUGUGAAAUCAGACAAGCUGAAUUGUCCUCAUGACAUGUGCAUGGAUAUUGAUGGUUCUAUCCUCGUAUGCAGCUACUAUAGCAAGGAUGUGUUUAGGAUGAAGAAGAAUGAAGACAUCCAGAGUGUGAUACAAAAACCGUUAGACUUUAACCCUCAGGCAGUGGCUCUUGAUAAACCGACAAAGAAACUGUACGUUGGAGGACAAUCUGAUAAAAUUCAUGUGUUUCAAAUCUAA